CCUUGAUAUCCCACGUGUGCGUGUUUACAUCGCCCCUCAUUUCAGGGUUUAUGCUUAGAGGCUUCAACAACAGCAACGGCUUCAGUCUAUGAUUCCUUGUGACUGCCGAGACUUCUUCCAUUUGAUCGGUUACCGUGCUUGCUGCGUGUACUUUCAAGGCACCUGAGGCUGCGUCACCAAACAAGUGAAGUCCCUAGCAGGAGUAGGAGUACUGAAGCUGGCUGGGACGCGCUAGCCAUGCGUCAUGCCUCGUAGGAAAUUGGGACGUUUGACUAGAAAAAAUAAGAGGGAAGCUAAGACUCGGACUGUUACUGAGCAACACCCACAAUGCUUUGUUAUCAUCAGAGGCAAUGCUGGGCCAAGUCUCAGCAAACUAAUGCAAGAUUUUCGAAGUGUGAUGGAACCCAACACAGCCUCCAGACUCAAGAACACCAAAAGGAACACACUCAAGGACUUCGUAGCCAUAGCAGCCACCCUACAUGUGACACAUUUGGUCAUCUUUAGUCAGACAAAAUUGGGCAUGUACCUCAAGCUGUGUCGGCUGCCCCAUGGACCUUCGCUCAUCUUCAGGAUAAAGAACUUUGCACAGUGUAAAGAUGUAUUGUCAACCAUUAAGAAGCAACACACCAAUCCUGGCAUGUAUCUGAUGGGACCAUGCCUGAUGACUAAUCUACAGCCUGAAGAGGGGGAUCUACAGCUCCAGCUUGCAGCCAAGAUGUUCCUCGACAUGUUCCCUACCAUCACUCCACAUGAGGCUAAAACAAAAUCCAUACAGCGGUGUUGCUUGAUACACUUUGAUGCUGAGGAAGGAGUCUUUGAUUUUCGUCACUAUGCCAUCCAGGUUGUCCCUGUUGGGCUCUCAAAAGCUGUAAAGAAAUUUAAAAAAAGGAAGUUACCAGACCUCAGCAAUUUUGCUGAUGUGUCUGAGUAUAUGACCAAAUCUGGUAUGCUGUCUGAGAGUGAGGCAGAAGAUGACCCCUCAGCUCAUGUCACAGUGCCACCCUCCAAAAAAGCAUCAAAGAAACUUGGCCCACAGAAGUCAUCAGUAAGAUUAAGUGAACUGGGCCCAAGGCUGACCCUCGAGCUACUGAAAAUUGAAGAAGGGUUACGAGGAAAAGUAUUGUACAGCAGCCUAUACAUCAAGUCUGCAGAAGAAAAGUUGGAACUGGAGAAAAGAAGGAAAGUUAAAAAACAACUUAAAGCAAAGAGGAAAAAAGAACAGGAAGAAAAUGUUGAGGCUAAGAAAAAGAAGAAAGAGGAACAUAAGAAGAAGUGUCUUGAGGGGAUGAGUUCAAAGAAAGAAAAUGGAGGAAAGGUAGAAGCAGAGGAAGAGGAGGAUGAAGAUGAUGAUGCAGAGUAUUUCAGAGAAGAAGUUGGAGAAGAACCAGAUGCAGAACUGUUCCAAAAGAAAGAUGUUUCUCCACACAAAAGGAAAAGGACUGGUGGUAAACCUCCUAAGAAAAAGCUUAAAAGUAAAUAGGUAUAUUAUGCAGGUUAAGGAUCAUAGAGGCCUAACUGUCAUGUAUGAUUAUCUUCUGUAUCAAUGCCAGUGUGAUAAGAUUUUAUAAGCCUGCUGAUGUAACUGGAAUGUGGAACUCAUCAUUCAUGUCAUCUAUCAUUACGGUGUAAAAGUUGAGUCAGAAAGGCAAUUAGAAUUUCACAUCUUUUGAAAGAUUAUAGGUGGAGAUAAGAUUCGUGAAUAAACACAUGAACUUGAGGGACAAUGAAUGAUCAUUACUUGAUGAGAAUAAAAUUGAAAUUUAAGAUGUGAGAUAAUUAUUAAGGGAUAGUCUGAGUUGCUUUAUAUUCAUUAAGUUGAAUUACCAACCUCAAGGAAGUCAAGCAUGCCAAUUUGUUUCCCAUGCUGUCAGUAGUUUUCACUCUUAGCUCACGUUUAGGUGUCAAGUUUAGGAAAUAUAGAUGAUAUUCUUAUUGAAUGUUCACUCAUAUGAUGCUUUCAUGUCAUCUUCGAUCCAUAAAAUAGUACCUAUAUGAUAUGUGGGAAUAUUUUAUUCUUCAACCAGUUGUUAUUGGUAUUUUUUCUACUGUAAAUCUAAUUUUUUUUCCUGUAUGUAAAAAGAUUAUUUAUCCAUUUAUGUAUCUUUAUUUUUACUUAUUUAUUUAUUUUAUUUUAUUUAUUAUUUUUUUUUUUUUGUGAGUGAGGAGGGAACCAUCUUCUCAUGUAGUGCAUUCCAUUUUGUAGCUUUUCUGACACCUCUUGCUUAAAACUCCUGAAGUCAAAAGGAUCGAUAGGCCCUGCUUUUGCAGUCCGUAUUCAUACUGAAAAUCAGGAUGGCUUUGUAACCCAUUUCAUCUGUGGCUUGGCUUUAAUGUGAUGAAUAUCUCAUACUUCUCUCAUUCUUAAUCUAUUAAUUAAAUAGAAAAGAAAGAUGGGAGGGGAUGAAUGGAUAGAUAGAGGACAUACACUUUUUCCAAUUGCAAUACAUGUAUUAACAACAUUUUUGGUAAGGGAUUUAAUUUUGUAAUCUCGUAUAAGAAGAACACCUACAAACUUUGUGGUUACAUUUUACAAUUAAAUUGGACAAUAAAGCAAAAUAUACCUG
Molecule: messenger RNA, 2564 nt
Organism: Portunus trituberculatus (swimming crab)
Lineage: Eukaryota; Metazoa; Arthropoda; Malacostraca; Decapoda; Portunidae
Gene: ppan
Product: suppressor of SWI4 1 homolog
Biological process (GO): rRNA processing; ribosomal large subunit assembly
Cellular component (GO): preribosome, large subunit precursor
Molecular function (GO): rRNA binding
Source: RefSeq, a predicted model, not a curated record